This is a messenger RNA of Hevea brasiliensis (rubber tree), 2088 nucleotides long. Its product is annotated as transcription activator GLK1. Lineage: Eukaryota; Viridiplantae; Streptophyta; Magnoliopsida; Malpighiales; Euphorbiaceae. Gene Ontology annotation, cellular component: nucleus. Gene Ontology annotation, molecular function: DNA-binding transcription factor activity; transcription cis-regulatory region binding. The record is from RefSeq and is a predicted model, not a curated record. Gene Ontology annotation, biological process: positive regulation of DNA-templated transcription. The coding region runs from base 494 to 1771 and encodes 425 amino acids. The transcript has 6 exons.
AAGUUCACGAGCACUUUCAAGAAUUUAAAAUGCAAAAAAAGGGCAUCCACAAAUUCAAAAAUAACACAAAAUUACACGAUCAUGAGAAGCAAAGUGAGAGCAAAACAAAAGCAUUAAAACAAACAAAUCUUAGAGAUCUCAACACAAGUUGUGGUUGAUAUCCAAUCUCACCACACUCCUACUUGUUACACACUGCAAAACAAAAACCACUUUAACAUAUAAAAAACUCUCUUUGUUGUCGCCUCCCCUCCAUCUUCCUCCGAUUUACCGGAAAAAAGAAAGGAAAGAAAGAAGGAAAGAGAGAAAGAAUAUCACCGCACACACACAAAUAAAAAAAAAAAAUCUAACCCUUUCUGCUAUACCUCCACUAUAUUACAUGCAAUAUAUAUAGUGUAAUUGCACCAUAUAGUAUAUGUCUGCUUAGUGGAUAUAUCUAUAUAUAUAGUGUGCACUUCUUGAUUUUUCUUGUUUAGUGGUAUUUUUGUUUGGAUUGAUGCUAGCUGUGGCAAACUUGCCAAACACCACCACCACCACCGCCGCCACCACCAAAGAUGAGAGCCAAGAACAGACGGAGAGUUUUAACAACGAAGACUUCCCUGACUUGCUUGAAAGCAUCGAUUUCGGCGAUCUUUUUGCUGGCAUCAAUGAUGGGGAUAUGUUGCCAGAUUUGGAGAUGGAUCCUGAAAUUCUUGCUGACUUCUCCGUUAGUGGUAGCGGCUCGGAAUCAGAGAUGAACAUAUCCGUGUCAAAUGAAAAAGUGGAGGAUAAUCCGAGAAAAGAUGAGGAAGAUAAGGUUUCGGGUUCUGGGUCGGGGUUGGAUUCGAGUUUGAGUACAAGGGGAGAGGAGAUUGUGAGCAAGAGAGAUGAAUCCGUAGUGGUUAAUCGAGUUUCUAAAGAAAGUGAUAAGGGAAGAAAAUCAACACAAGCCAAGAAUAAUCAAGGCAAGAGAAAAGUGAAGGUGGAUUGGACGCCAGAGCUGCACAGGAGGUUCGUACAAGCAGUGGAACAAUUGGGGGUGGAUAAGGCAGUGCCUUCGAGGAUUUUAGAGCUUAUGGGUAUUGACUGUCUCACUCGGCAUAAUAUCGCCAGCCAUCUCCAAAAAUAUCGAUCUCACAGAAAACAUUUGCUAGCGAGAGAAGCUGAGGCAGCAACAUGGAGCCAUAGACGGCAAAUGUACGGAGCGGCUGGAGGCGGUGGCAAGAGGGACAUGAGCCCUUGGCAUGCACCCACAAUGGGGUUUCCUCCAAUAACACCUAUGCACCACCACCACUUUAGACCCUUGCAUGUGUGGGGUCAUCCUCCCAUGGAACAACCUUUAAUGCAAAUGUGGCCUAAACAUCCAGCUCACUCACCAUCGCCGCCGCCACCUACAUGGCCUCCUCCACCACCACCACCAGCAUUCGACCCUUCAUAUUGGCACCACCACAAUCAGCAACGGGUUCCAAAUGGACUGAUUUCAGGGACGCCUUGCUUUCCACAGCCACUGGCACCAGCGAGAUUUGCCACACCUCCUGUCACUGGUAUCCCACACCAUGCCAUGUACAAAGUAGACCCUGGCAUGGCAGUCCCAACUAGACAAUUAGCAUCAUCAGGUCCCCAUCCUCUCUUCGACUUUCAUCCGUCGAAGGAGAGCAUAGAUGCAGCUAUUGGAGAUGUUUUAUCAAAGCCAUGGCUGCCACUUCCUCUUGGGUUAGCACCACCGUCUCUUGACAGUGUUUUAGGGGAGCUGCAGCGGCAAGGAGUGGCCAAGGUACCACCCACUUCUGUUUGAAGUAUCCUAUAACAUCCUUCUAAAGGCGGUUGUUAUCAUCAAUGGUGUUUUCAAAAAAAAAAAAACCUAAAUUUGACGACAUUUCCUCUGCGCUUGGCGCAUGCGUGCAUCUAAUCUACGAGUUUUUCUUCAUAAAUUUUUCUUUCUUUUCUUAUCUUUUCUCCAGACUGAGAAUUAUUUUCUUGUUCUUGUUCUUGCAUCAAGGACAGGAUUGUGUAUUAGCUUACUUAAGUGUUGUAAUAAAGUACUUUUUAGAAAAUCAUUUUUGUAAUGUUUCCUUGUAUGAAUAUGAGUCUAUAUGAGGUUUUAUCUUUCCA